This is a messenger RNA of Microthlaspi erraticum, 999 nucleotides long. The record is from the annotation of a GenBank genome assembly. NCBI's taxonomy places the organism in Eukaryota, Viridiplantae, Streptophyta, Magnoliopsida, Brassicales, Brassicaceae.
AUGGAUUUUCUGGUAACAGUUGUGGAGCUAGGACUCUCGCUGCUGCUGAUCGUCUUCUUCGUCGUCGUUAUUGAAGCUUGGAGAAGGAGAAACAGUAACGUUUCCGUGGAGACCGUGAUUGCACUAGAAGAUCCGAUAUCCUUAAAACAGAUUCCCUGUCCUCAUAUCUCCGACCCUGCAGAGAAGUAUUUGUCAUUAAUAGUUCCGGCAUAUAACGAAGAGCAGAGACUUCCUGCAGCUCUUGAGGAAACGAUGGUUUACCUUCAAGACCGUGCAUCACGGGACAAGAAUUUUUCUUUUGAGGUGGUGAUUGUUGAUGAUGGAAGUGUUGAUGGAACAAAAAGAGUAGCUCUUGAUUUCGUUAGAAAGUACACAGUCGACAACAUAAGGGUUAUACCCCUUGGGAAGAACCAAGGGAAAGGAGAAGCUAUAAGAAAAGGAAUGAUGCAUUCUCGUGGUGAACUACUUCUCAUGCUGGAUGCUGAUGGAGCAACUAAAAUAACAGACCUAGAGAGACUUGAAAAUCAGAUCCACGCAGUAGCCAGAGAAGAAAACUCAAUCAGAGAUCCAGCAUCCAAGCAUACGGAUUUUAGAAUAGGUGAUGUGCAAGUAUCCGCAUUUGGUUCUCGUGCUCAUCUUGAGGAGAAAGCUCUUGCUUCAAGGAAAUGGUAUCGCAACUUUUUGAUGAAAGGUUUCCAUCUUGUGGUUCUUAUGGCGGCUGGUCCUGGAAUUCGGGAUACACAGUGUGGAUUCAAGAUGUUUACUAGAGCUGCUGCUAGAAGACUUUUCUCAAACGUUCAUCUGAAAAGGUGGUGCUUUGAUGUUGAGUUGGUGUUCUUGUGCAAGCGUUUCAAUAUUCCAAUGCUUGAGAUCUCUGUGAACUGGUCUGAAAUCCCCGGGUCUAAAGUGAAUAUGUUGAGCAUUCCCAACAUGUUGUGGGAGCUUGCUUUGAUGUCUGUGGGAUACAGAACUGGCAUGUGGAAGAUUCACAACGCAUGA